This is a messenger RNA of Nannizzia gypsea CBS 118893, 3384 nucleotides long. RefSeq lists its product as hypothetical. Gene Ontology annotation, cellular component: nucleus. The record is from RefSeq and is a predicted model, not a curated record. Gene Ontology annotation, biological process: aromatic amino acid catabolic process; positive regulation of transcription by RNA polymerase II. Bases 1 to 3384 code for a protein of 1127 amino acids. The transcript has 6 exons. NCBI's taxonomy places the organism in Eukaryota, Fungi, Ascomycota, Eurotiomycetes, Onygenales, Arthrodermataceae. Gene Ontology annotation, molecular function: zinc ion binding; DNA-binding transcription factor activity, RNA polymerase II-specific.
AUGGAAGACAUCAGAAUGGCCGGUAGACCGGCUCCAAUGGCCGCAGUGCCAUCGUCUGUGCCGAAUUCCUCGCCCGUCGGCCACAGUUCAGCUCCGCAGCAGCAGCCGCAGCAGCAACAGCAACCACAACCACAGCAACAACCGCAGGAUCUAAACACCAGAUUCUCGCCUAGACGCUCUAUCUCUCCUCCAGCACAGCAUAGACGUGGCUACCAGGCCUGCGAUCCAUGCAGGAAGCGAAAAGUGAAGUGCGACUUGGGAAGUGUUGAUAACCCACGACCACCACCAUGUGUGAGAUGCCGCCGCGAGAGCAAGAGAUGCGAGUUCUCUGCCACCCGACGCAAGCGCAAAAUCUCGGAGGAGUCGGAUGACAAGGGAGCCAGCGUCUUGCGCCGGGACAAGCGGAUGAUGGUGGCCGAUGGAUCGGUCUCUCCCAGCAUGGACAGCGACAGCAUCUCCAGUCCCAUCCCCAACGGAGUAACUUCGCAUCCACGGGGCAGUCUACCUCCCUUCGAAAACGAUCCUCGACCUCACGGCUCUGCUGCGCAGCGUAAAUGGUCCAACGCCACGGCUCCGCCUCACCGCAUCUGCAUUCCGCCUACCGGUAUCUCUGUUCCUGCUCCUACCUCUAUCCCGCUAGACCAGUACCAUGCUCACCGCGCGAGCUUUUCUGGUGCUGUGCGUCCAACUUUACCGCCCCAUGUCCUCGAGAGUGGCCAGCAUAUGAUGAACAAGACAGCAGCAGAGCUGCUCUCCCCUGCAAUCAGCAAUACCCAUGACGCUCUACAUCUUCUAUCCGAAGCUGCCGGGAGAACAGAAGAUCUAAAUCGCCAGCAGCUGGAAUACCAAUACAAUGGGCGGCAAUCUUCUACUUCGACGUUUGCAUCCGUAUCCCCGGGUCAGCAGAAUGGCACGCCAGGUAGAGCCAGCAGAUCCAACUCGACAACGCAACAGGGUGCCGGAGCCAGCUGGUACAACCAGAAUAAGGGUGGCUCGCCUAGUGUCGAGGUCCUCGUUGAAGGCACAGACGCAGGUCUAAGUCCUCCCAGGGCAACCCAGGAUCUUGACUACAGCAAGGCCCGCAGGGCUUGGUCAAGGCUACGGUUUAUCCGUGCUGGCUGGUUUAGUGUGGAUGAAGCGAUGUCCUACAUCGAGUACUACUAUGAACAUCUUGCGCCAUUAACUCCAAUUGUCUUGAAAAAUUACAGCUCUCCAUCCACCCAUCUUACUCUUCUGACGGAAGAGCCGGUGUUGACUGUCACAAUGCUCACCAUUGCCUCUCGGCAUAUGAAACUCUCUGGUAACGGUGCUAAUUCACGAGCGUACUCUAUCCAUGAAAAGUUGUGGUCCUACCUCAGGGGUAUGAUCGAACGACUCUUCUGGGGUCAAGAAAAGUUUGGUGACUGCGGCGGCGCCUCAGCACCUAGGCAGUUUGAUCCCUCUAACCCACUCUCCGCUGGACAGGGGCAACGGGGCGGUGGCCAGCUAAGGUCCAUUGGGACCGUUGAAGCCUUGCUGCUGCUCACUGACUGGCAUCCUCGCGCCCUUCACUUCCCACCAGGUGAUGACGAAAACACUCUGCUCGACGUUGACCCACAGCAGCUCAAUUGCUUUGAUGGAGACGGUGACGACCAUUUCAAUGAUCAUCCCGGCAAGGGUCAAGGUGGACCAGGAGAAGGCCGCCUGGCUUUUUACAAAUGGCUGGAGCCUGUAUGGCGCUCUGACCGAAUGUCAUGGAUGCUUCUCAGCACCGCCCAGGCCCUUGCUUUUGAGCUCGGCAUUUUCGACCAGAAAAAUGACCUCCGUGCAUCUACCGAAUCCUCCUGUGAGAUGGCCAGAAAACGCCGUCUCCGCCGACUGAUUCUUGUUUACGUCUCGCAAAGCAGUGGUCGCUUGGGCAUCCCAUCCAUGCUUCCCCUCCCACAAUGGAACCAGAAUACCGAACCGCCUCGUGCAGAAGAUAUGCAGUCGCCCAACUUCCAUGAGGAUUACAUGAUUGACAUGAUGCAAGAUUGCUGGAUGGAUAUUUCCAAGAUCAUGUACAACAGUAACCAGGUUCUUUUCCUGUCCAAGGAACUGACCACCAACCUGAUCAAGAGUGGCCAAUACCGUGAUCGGAUCGAUGAGUUUAUUCCUUCUCUGAGAGACUUUAAGGCAAAACUCGACAAACUUUCGGUGCCACCCCAAAUGCGAAAUGUUUUAACGAUUGAAUACGAAUAUACCCGACUAUACGUCAAUUGCUUAGCUUUACAAGCCGUCGUUGAACGAUGGACUACUAUGAAUGAGGCUGGUUCAAACGCCAACCAUAAUAACCAUGCCAACGGGACGACAAACGGAACCGCCAAUGGAACUGGCUCUGGCGCUGGAACUGUUCCUCUCCAGGUCCUCCUAGAACAGUACGAAGUCAAUGAACCAUAUAUCCAGGAAGUAGUCGAUGCUUCUCGACGGAUUUUGCAGAUCGUACUUGAAGGGUUUGUUCCCGGGGAUAUUCUAAAGCAUGCACCAGUCAGGACAUACUUUAGAAUCCUUUCUGGAAUGAUCUUUAUUCUCAAGACAUUCACCCUUGGUGCCAAAGAGGAUGACGUGAGAAUAUCGCUCGAGCUACAGGAUCGGACCAUCGAAUGUCUCCGAACUUGUGUCGUGGACGAUGUCCAUCUCAGCGUUACGAUAGCAGAUCUCCUCCAGCUGCUCACCUCAAAUAUCCGCAAUCGCUUCUUGCGCUUUGCUCCCUUUGAUCGUGUAGGCGAGUCUGGAAGCAGACACCAGUCCCCUGUCCCAACAUCCGAGCAGGAAUCUCGCGAACAGCAGCAACAUCAGUCCAAUGAGCACAAUGACUACCGUUGGCAACAAAACCACAACAACGGAACCCCCAGCACCUCUGGCUUUUCAUUCGACAACCACCACCCCACCUCCGCCCCUCCAACAACUCAUCAUGACCCCCUAGCCAACAUCCCCGUCCAGCCCAUCAACUCUUCCAACAUUAACGUCUCUUUCAUGCCCCCUCCUCCUUCCGUGUAUUACAAUUACUACGACCCUAGCUCGACCUCACCCAAGAUGGAAAUGGACGAAGCCUCGUCUACUGUUGCGCCCUCGGCUAUCAACACAAGUGCCCCAAGCAGCAAUAACACCACACAAGCAAACUCAAACAGUAUGUCAGACUGGUUUGCCCUCCCACUCGAUCAGUUCUUCAACAGCUCUACAGCAGGAGUUGACCAGGGUCUCGGAGGCACUGGCCCAAUGGUGGGCGAAUUCGACAUGUUGGAAGUCCUGCUCAAAGAGCAAUAUACUGGCGAAAACAGUGCAAACGGGACCAGCACCAAUGGCCCACCCCCUGUUGCUGCCGUUGCUACAAACGGCAGUGGAAUGACAUCUCAUUUCAUAUAA